AUCACACAAUCUCUGAAUGUUUUAAGAUAAUAGUAAUUUAAAAGUAAUUUUAACAUAAUAUCACUGAUUUGUGUGGGAGCUUUGAUGGCAAGAGUUCGAAAGCUGACGAUAAGCCAAAGCGAGAGGUACCUUGGGAGCAACUAUAGUAGUUUCGGUGAUAGUAACGGAAACUCCGUCACCGACGAAUCAGAGCUCACGGAAGAGGACGUCUGGUCACACACCGUUGAUCACAGCCCCGAGGAUACGUCGGAAGCCUUCGGCGGCGCGUGGAAUCCACGCGAUACGGUGAUGAGGAACGGCCGCGCGUGUGGUGGUCUUUCGCUGGCGUUUGAGGACAUGUCACCGUCGCCGACGAUCGUGCAUCAGAUACGCGGCGGCGGAGGAGAAGUUGGCGGUGGAGAAGGAGGAGGAGGAGGAGGAGGACAUGUCCAGCGGCAGCUAGCGUCGUCGGCGCCGGUGAACGUGCCGGACUGGAGUAAGAUAUACCGAGUCAACUCGGUUGAGUCGAUACACGAGUCGGAGGAAGAGGAGGAGGAUGAAGAGUCCGGGGUUAUGCCGCCGCACGAGUACUUAGCUAAGAGCCAAAAGCGGCGGAGCAGGAAAUCUGGCGGCGGCGCGUCGGUGUUCGAAGGGGUUGGGAGGACUCUUAAAGGACGAGAGUUAAGGCGCGUGCGUGACGCGAUUUGGAGUCAAACAGGUUUCUACGGCUAAUUAAGUAGCUUUAUAUAAUUUAAAAAGCAUUUAAAAUUUUCAGCUGAAAAAAAGUUGUUUAUUGUGUAGAAAUAAUUUUGAAACUUUCUUGAAUCCCAAGCGUGAGAUGUAUAAGACUUAUUUGGCUUCCCAUGCAUAAUGUUUUUUUUUUCUUUUUAUAUUUCAAGAACCUCAUGUUCUAUGUUGUGUACAAUUUUAAAAUUUUAUUUCAGCCGAUUAUUUUCAAGAUUAAAUACAUUUUAAUGUCGUUAUAAAUAUCCA
Eruca vesicaria subsp. sativa (arugula) is the source of this 972-nucleotide messenger RNA. Lineage: Eukaryota; Viridiplantae; Streptophyta; Magnoliopsida; Brassicales; Brassicaceae. The record is from the annotation of a GenBank genome assembly.